Molecule: messenger RNA, 1437 nt
Organism: Ceutorhynchus assimilis (cabbage seed weevil)
Lineage: Eukaryota; Metazoa; Arthropoda; Insecta; Coleoptera; Curculionidae
Source: the annotation of a GenBank genome assembly
UCAAGUUCGCAUGACAGUUCAAUCAAAACAAUUCGAUGUUAUAAUUGUAAGCAAAUGGGGCACUACAAGAGCCAAUGUCCUCAUUUGAAGUCAAAAAUUGGAAAUUCCGUAUUCAGUGCAAUAUUUUUGGGCGGACAUAAUUUCAAAAAAGAUGAAUGGUAUUUGGAUUCAGGGGCUAGUGUCCACUUAACAACAAACAAGGACUGGUUAGUGGAUUUGAAAAGUGUUAAAAGCCCGAGUGAAAUUUGUAUAGCCGACAAAUCGACAAUAACUGUGGAGUAUGGAGGAAAUGUGAACAUCAAGACAGUUGUUGAUUCCGAACCAGGUGGUAAUUAUUUCGGCAUCAUUACAAAAUUUAUCGUGAAACAUGGCAAUACAAGACUGCAAUUGGUACUUAAGAAAGCUUCUCUUAAUCAAGAAGCCAGACAAAAAAGAGCUAUAUUACCAGCGUUUGAGCGAGAGUACGAACUUUAUAAUAAUGUUUUACCGGAAUUGAUGAAAUUUCAAAUUGCUCACUCUGUAUCUAAAAAAUUCACUGCACUACCAAAGUACUAUAAUGGUACCAAUGAAAAUGAAAAAGAAGCAAUUUUAAUGGAAGAUUUAAACGCUGCAGGCUUUAGACUAUGGAAACGCUUGGAACCAAUGGAUUUUGAACAUAUGUCACUCAUUUUCCAAGAAUAUGCCAAAUUACAUGCGAUAUCAUUAGCUCUAAGGCAUAAGCAACCAAAAGCAUUCGAAAAUCUAACUGAAAAUAUUAAAUUGAAUUUUUUAAAACAACGUGAAGUAAAAAUGCCAGCUCACUACAAACACAUGCGGCAAGUAGUACUAGAAAAAGGUGCCCAAGCAGUACUGGGCAACGCAAAAGCUCAACGGUGUUACAAUCAGUUCCAAAACGCUUACUGGCAAUAUUUAGAUGAGGAUCAAGAAAACCCCGAAAACGAUAUAUUGGUUGUUAGCCACGGAGAUUGCCAUCCAGAUAAUAUUUUAUUUAAGUACGACGAAAUUACUGCCAAACCAAAAGAAUUGCGUUUCAUCGAUUGGCAACUAUCGUCCACAGAAUCUCCUAUAAAUGAUAUUAGUUUUGUAUUGUUUACAUGUGCAGGAGAAGACGUACUCAGCCGAUGUGAGGAAUUGUUUCAAAUUUAUCAUGGUACUAUUGAGGAGAAUUUGACUGAAUUUGGAUGUGAUUCUGAUGAAGUAGGUAGUUUUUGGUUAUAAAAGCUUCGCACAUCUGUGGAACAAGCAUUUUUUGCACGGUUUAUACCGAGCUCAAGUUUGUCUGAAGCUCUUCCUGAUAACGCCUAAAGAAAUUGCUGACCUCGGAGAAUCAACUUCAAUUUUGGAUAUUUUGAAAGCAGAUCUGGAUGCUGGUUCACUUUUUUCUCAAAGAAUGAAGGGCUUAUUUGAAAUAGUCGGAAAUAAAUGGUUGAAAUGACA